AUGGUGGAUGGAGUUUGCGUCCGCGUCGGAUCCACGAUCAAGUAUUUGGGUCUGACGUUGGACGGCCGAUGGAAUUUCGGGGCCCACUUUAAGGCCUUGGCCCCUCGGGUCAGGAAGGCUGGCUUAGCGUUAGCCAGUCUUACGAAGACCCAGGGGGGCUCUAGGUGGCACGCCCACCGCCUAUACGUCGGUAUGGUGCUCUCGACUGCCCUCCACGGGGCGCCCAUAUGGGCGCCCCGAUUAAUGGCCUCCGGCCGCUGCAAGGCGCUUUUGCGUCAGACAAUGCGGCCAGUAGUUGUGAGGACGGUUCGGGGGACAAAGGAGCUCCGCGUGGCGGGGAAGGAACUAUCGGCCAGGGAUUUGGGGGCCCUGAAAUCGCAGGCCGAAACCCGAGUCCUCGAAAGGUGGUCGGAAAUGUUGUCCGACCCCAGGGGAUUCGAGCUUCGAACGGCCGAGGCCGUCCGCCCCUGCCUGCCAGAAAUGAUGGGCAGGAUGGGACGCGGGCUUACCUUCCACAUGGUGCAGGUGCUGACCGAGCACGAGUGCUUUGGUCGGUACCUGCACUGGAUUGGAAGGGAGCCCACUGCGGGAUGCCACCACUGUCAGGCGCUUGAGGACACGGUACAACACAUCUUGGCAGAAUGUCAGGCGUGGGCUGAUCAGCGUCGUGUCCUCACUUGA
This is a messenger RNA of Harpegnathos saltator (Jerdon's jumping ant), 681 nucleotides long. RefSeq lists its product as uncharacterized. Bases 1 to 681 code for a protein of 226 amino acids. NCBI's taxonomy places the organism in Eukaryota, Metazoa, Arthropoda, Insecta, Hymenoptera, Formicidae. The record is from RefSeq and is a predicted model, not a curated record. The transcript has 2 exons.